Messenger RNA from Pseudogymnoascus destructans, 859 nucleotides. RefSeq lists its product as uncharacterized. The record is from RefSeq and is a predicted model, not a curated record. NCBI's taxonomy places the organism in Eukaryota, Fungi, Ascomycota, Leotiomycetes, Thelebolales, Thelebolaceae. Bases 128 to 859 code for a protein of 243 amino acids. The transcript is spliced from 3 exons.
CGAACUUCCUGCCACCUUCAUCCUCAACAUCACCUUACUUCGCCUUUCGCCCUCGAUCUUAGUCCCAACCUUUGGGGCCUACACAGUUGCUUGUUUCUUUAAGAUCUGACAUCAUCCAACCCUCAUCAUGGCUCCCAAGCCGAAGGGGAAGGCUCCAGUUACUACACCUCGCAAGCGACCAGUGGCCCAGAUGUCCAGCUCUCCCGAGUCGCAGGCGCCCGCCACGCCUGUUCCAUCUGUUGUCACCUCCUCCACAUCACGUUCUCGCACUAUCCGUCCGUAUCGUUCGCCUGAAGUUGAGGACGAAGCUGAGGAUCUCGAAGGCUCCGUCGUUCCUGAGUCUGAGGCUCCAAAGGAUGAGCGCACCGUGCUUGGGUGGAAGGUCGCUGCCCGCUGUGAGGUUCCUGAUUCUGCAGGACGCCUUCACGCUGGCUCCUGCCCGUGCUGCAUGAAGUGUGCGCACACGUAUUACAACUUCCCAGGCCAGAUGUGCUGGGUCCCUUCCGGCAUGGCCAAGUGUGCAGACUGCCUUCGGGGCAACCACGCGUGCGUUCCAGCUGCUGCCCAGCUUGGCGCCGAGUUGGAGGCCCUCCAGCUUGCGGCCGACGCUCUCCUGAACUGUUGGGCCGACGACGAAGAUGCUGGCCUUGCUGCUGAUUCUGAGGCUACUGUCCAGGCCAUCAGCGCCCUUCACGCUGCCCAGCGCGUAUACAGCAAUGCCACCAAGGCCAAUACCAUUACGUUGUCCCAUCCUUGCUUCCUUGUGCUUGCUUCCUGUGAUAUGCCUCGAUUAACGAUAGCCCUACAUCAUGUUUUGGCACCCAUUGGUCGUCUGCGGCUGUAUAACCAGCCCAUCUAA